AUGUCUCGACCCUGGUCAACUCUGUGGAAACAAUGUCGAAGUUUUAUAUCCGGCAGUAAGACCGUGAAGCGCACACUCUCAGCGCUGAUAUGGUUGCCCUCGGGUGUGUACUUCACGCAAUACUUCUACGUCCUUAAGUCCAUCAAGGGAACAAGCAUGCAGCCUACGCUCAACCCCGACACGUCUGAGUGGCGGGACAUCGUGAUCUUUGACCGGUUCACGAUACGCUGGUUGCGUCGGUUUGAGAGAGGCGACGUGGUAGCCCUGCGGUCGCCCACAGACUCAAAAUUAGUGGUCAAGAGAAUCAUUGCUCUAGAGGGCGAUACAGUGAAGACACUACCCCCGUAUCCUGACACGGAGAUAAACAUCCCGCAGGGCCAUGCAUGGGUUGAAGGUGACGAACCCUUCCGGAGUGAAGACAGCAACUAUUUUGGUCCGGUUCCUCUUGCACUAAUUGAAUCCAAACUGUCGUUCAUCGUCUGGCCCCUGUCGCGCUAUGGGCCUAUCCAAAAUCCCAGUAUUCCCGAACCGAAGUCUCUGCGAAGGCCUGGAUGGCGGCGAGACAUAGCGCAAAUAGAGAGGCAGCAAUGGAGGAACUCUCGCGUAAAGAUAGCAGAGUAG
This is a messenger RNA of Sparassis crispa, 621 nucleotides long. RefSeq names its product Mitochondrial inner membrane protease subunit 2. Gene Ontology annotation, cellular component: mitochondrial inner membrane peptidase complex; membrane. The transcript is spliced from 6 exons. Gene Ontology annotation, molecular function: serine-type endopeptidase activity. Gene Ontology annotation, biological process: mitochondrial respiratory chain complex assembly. Bases 1 to 621 code for a protein of 206 amino acids. Lineage: Eukaryota; Fungi; Basidiomycota; Agaricomycetes; Polyporales; Sparassidaceae. The record is from RefSeq and is a predicted model, not a curated record.